Suillus fuscotomentosus is the source of this 702-nucleotide messenger RNA. RefSeq lists its product as uncharacterized. The transcript is spliced from 4 exons. Bases 1 to 702 code for a protein of 233 amino acids. Lineage: Eukaryota; Fungi; Basidiomycota; Agaricomycetes; Boletales; Suillaceae. The record is from RefSeq and is a predicted model, not a curated record.
AUGGCGUUGCGCGCCCGGGAUGGGCCAGUAUCAGGAACCGGGUCACAUCAUCAAUGUGCAACAGCUGCGUUGGAACUAGAAGCGAAUCUUAUCAUAUGCUCUACGAUAACUGGUAUCGCACAACAAAAUGAAGCAAAGUCAACUGUUGGCAAGGAUAACAUCCACCUGAACGCACCUAGAGGUCCGGAGGAUCAGGUCGUCAAGAUACCAUCUCGGCUCCGCUUCCAAAUUGGUGAACUUGAGGGCAAACGCUUUCUCGUUCUCAUGCACCACUCUCCCUGGAGCGUCAAAGUUGCAGUAGAACGACAUGACUAUGAUGGGUUUGCCCUCCCUGCGGCCAUACACGGGUCUCAGUCGACUCGACUCCCCGAAGAUCUUGCGGAUGACGCUGAUGAUGAAGAUGCGAUUCCAAGCAUAAUUGAUCCCCUCGCUAGUUCAGGGCUGUUCUUUCACGAAGGCUUCGAGCUUCCCGAAGUCGAUGGGAUAGCCGAACCAGAACAAGAGCGGUCUGGGUUACGGCGAACGGGGAGGAUAGGACGCGUCCGGGAGCGGCGCGUCAAGCGAGUCAGAGCCAUGCACCUGGCGCACAUCCUAUGGGAUAUAUCUCACCUUUCUACAGGCGUCUUGCGUAGCGCAACCAAUCAUAACCGUAAUCUCUUCGCAGGAUCAAUGAGCCUCCGAGAAAAAGCGUCAUGGCACUGA